Molecule: messenger RNA, 3639 nt
Organism: Cephus cinctus (wheat stem sawfly)
Lineage: Eukaryota; Metazoa; Arthropoda; Insecta; Hymenoptera; Cephidae
Product: 5-hydroxytryptamine receptor 2A
Exons: 6
Coding region: 1011-3245 (744 amino acids)
Biological process (GO): G protein-coupled receptor signaling pathway
Cellular component (GO): membrane
Molecular function (GO): G protein-coupled receptor activity
Source: RefSeq, a predicted model, not a curated record
CCUCAUCGAAGGAGGUGUCGUCGUUAAGUCAGCUCGUUAGCCUCGCGGCUUUAUUAUCCCACGGUCCCCGAGCCACGUGAUUCUGCUGCGACAUUUUUUGGAGAAAAGAGACUAUAUACUCUGUAUAAGCAAUAGGCUGAUAGAGCAGCUGCAAACUAAAGUCAAGAGAGAGAGAGAGAGGGAAGUGGAGAUUCGAUUCGAUACCGAAUGGAUAGAUUUCAGAAUGUCUUCUUCAUCUUCCUCCUCUCAAUGACAAUUGAGCGUAAUACAUGAGGACGAGUGACAGGAUGAGUUUUAAUCUUAGAAAUCGACAGAGCAUCUUAUUGGAUGCUUGUUAAGAGCAUUAAUAAAAUUUGACGAGACUCUCGGAAGCAUCUUCUUCCGAAUAUAACUCAGGACCGGAAGUCUAAGGCCAUUCACGUAGACGCGUAUUCCACGCGGCCCGUUACUACUUCCAUGUCUUGGAAAAAUAAGCUCUGCUCUUUGAAAACUUAUCGCAUCGUCUUCACCAGGUCACUUUUCAAAUUUUACAUCGAAAAGUAUCGGUCGUAAUUGGUCGCUGCCGUGUCGGAGGUAUGUGUUUGUAAAAAGGGCGGGAGAUUGUGAAUUUUCAAAAGAUUAAUUUUCUCUCGUAAAUUUCACUCGAAUGCACGCAUAACCGCUUUAAUAAGACAAAGCCAUAAAAAGCAGAGGGAAACUCUGAAGGAUCGAAACGUAAUAAAAGGCUCUAUCAAUCCUACCAACCGUACGGCUCUGGUUGUCGCAGCACGACGUCAGCUGUUAAGUUUCGCGAUGGUUUACAUUCCGAAGGCAAUCUAAAAGUUUCGAAUCGGAUUCCCUCCGGUCCGGGCUGGGCGCGCAAGGCCCGGCUGCAUUGAACUCCGCUCAGUGAGACUUUCAAAGUCGCGGGCUCUCAGACUCGCCAUGUGUUGCCCGGACGGCUGCUGAGUAUCUACCUGCUCGACCCGAGACUCUAGACUCCUCAAGUAACUUCGGGGACAGUCACACACAUGUUGGAGUACUGGAUGGCCAACAAUGCUUCCGGGGCGAACGGAAGUGAAUUCGAAAUCGAGGAGGUCCUCGAGGAUCCCGGCUCGGCCAUGCUCUUCUCCGGCUACCCGGCCUGGAUUCUCUACUUCGCCGCCGGUUGCUGCGUCCUCUUCAUGUUCAUCGGGAUUCCUGGGAACCUCAUCACCGUCGCCGCCCUCUUCCGCACCAAGAAGUUACGCAACGCUACCGCCGUCUUCAUCAUGAAUCUAUCCGUGUCGGAUUUGAUGUUCUGCUGCUUCAAUCUGCCGCUGGCUACGUCCACCUUUUGGCACGGCUCUUGGCUUCAUGGACCAUUACUGUGCCGACUCUUCCCAUUGCUGAGGUACGGACUCGUCGCCGUCAGUCUCUUCACGGUACUAGCCAUCACCAUUAACAGAUACGUCAUGAUUGGCCAUCCCCGACUUUAUCCCAAACUGUAUAAACCCAAGUACCUGGCCUUGAUGGUUCUGGCUACGUGGACCUUGGGAUUCGGUGCACUGGUCGCUACCUGGUUCGGCCAGUGGGGCAGAUUCGGACUGGAUCCUUCCAUUGGCUCCUGCUCCAUCCUGCCUGACGUCAAUGGACGCAGUCCCAAGGAGUUCCUGUUUAUCGUCGCCUUUCUCACGCCUUGCAUCGCCAUUGUCGUCUGCUACGCGAGGAUCUUCUACAUCGUACGGAGAACAGCCAUGAAGAGUAGAAGGAACAAGAUCACUACUGAUCUUAUUAAAGCUAAUUUGGAGGUCAGGUAUACUAAGAAUUUUGAAGAUUCGGCUAUAGGAUCUAGCUGUGGUGCCACUUUGACUACUACGGAGAACGGAAGUUCCCCAACCAGGACGGAGAAAGUGAAUUUUCUCGGUUCAAAUUCCCCUAGGUUCAGUCCAAGUUAUCAUCAGGGAUGCAGGAACACGUCGAACUUUGAGUACGGCCGGCAGACAUCUAAAUUGAACGAACUACAUUACGGUCAGAAUACUGUAAAGGACAGUGGCGAACAUGAUCAAAAUGAAAAUGGUAAUACUGUAGAUGGCAGUAACUUGAAGAGAAGCUCAUCCAAAGGCGAAGGGCAUCAGCAGUCGCGCAGUCAAAACGUAAAGUUUUACGAUGAGAAUUCCGAAGAGAGAGAAGACGAGGCUGCUUCCGGAAGCAGGGAGAACAGCUUCAGGAAACCGAUGAGGAAUGGCCAGCAAGCCAGAAAUCGAUAUUCGAACGACCCUGCUGUAGACGGUAACUCGAUUCCAGUCGAGAAUCCGGAGAAGCAGGCAAGAGAAAAUGACGGGAAUGGUAUCCGCAAGAAUUCUACAACACGGGAGCAGAGACACGCUGCUAAAAACCAAUCUGUCACUUUCGGCGGGGUUAAGAAGAAUUCUGGUAACUUCGAGAACUUCAUUAUUGACAAUGAGAAAGGUCCAUCUCCUUCGUUGGCCCUGAACGCUAGCAUUGAUAAUUCAGAGAACGUCGAAACCGGCGAGGAAUCCUACGACACGGCCAAGUCGAACCUGGACAGCAACGGCGAGGACAUACCGUUCAUCGAUACGAGUGUACAAACUAGUAGCGAGCUCGACUCGUCUUUCGAGCGAUCAAAGACUCAGUUGGCUGGACCGGAAAUACGCCUGGAAGAUGCAUCCAGUCCUCGGAGCCAGCAGAUUCUCAAUCUGGAGAGUCUCGAAGUGCAAAACAAGAGUACCAUCUUGGAGGACGGUCAUCAGCUACCUAGAAAGUACCUAAACGACCUAGAAUAUUCAUCCGAGAACCUACUGAGUCCUCAGACUAUCAGGUAUGAUGAGAUAUCUGAGGAUUAUACGUCCUCCAGGUCGGAAUCGCCCUCGGAAAGACGACCGGGUCGCAAGUCCAAUGUCUUUAACAGGGAGUCCAGGUUCCGUAGCAUGCGUGCUCGCACCUUCGAAACAGGAAAAAUGACUGCCAAGGAUAAGAAACUCUUGAAAAUGAUCUUGGUGAUAUUCUCAUCGUUUCUUAUAUGCUAUCUGCCGAUCACCAUCACGAAGACCUUCAGGGACGUAAUCGAUUGGCGAGGUCUCAACAUCGCUGGAUACAUUCUCAUCUACCUCACUACCUGCAUCAAUCCUGUGAUCUACGUAGUGAUGAGCUCAGAGUACAGGAGUGCCUACAAGAACGUCCUCUUGUGCAGGAGCGACUCGAUCGCGACGACGUCGAGACAUAGUCAGGCGGCGCACGUGGAGAAGAAGAAGAACAGUGAUUAAUAAGUGAAAUACUGCUCUCGGUCUGUACAUUGAUGAAUCGUUUACUAGGACCUUCAAUGAGAACAUUAGAAAAUGGUGGUCCCGACAAAGAUUAGGUCAUUUUCUACAAGACUGAAUAUUAUAAGGCUUGUGAUUCGUGCGCGUGUAUCAUGUGUAUAUACAUAUGGAGAGGCGUUAUUACUUGAAAGUUACACUUUUUUUUACAGUACUUGGUUAUUUUUUUAUUACGAGUUUUUUUAUUCUCCUACGUGUAAAAUUGACAGAAUCGGCGUAACCUCCCAAUGCAAAUGAAAAAAAGAGCGCAUGCUCUCUGUAACCCUCUUGCAGUCAUUUUAUUUAUUUUUAACUCUAAGUAUAGGAAGUAAUGCUGUAUAUAUUUUGGAAGUACGCUAGU